AUGGCUGCCCACAGAUUGAAGAUCGGCUGUGCCGGCCUGGGCCGAAUGGGCAAGCGCCAUGCCCUAAACUUCCUGGAGCGUACUCCUCGAGCCGAGCUUGUAGCCGCAAGUUCACCUGAUCCUGUCGAGCAUGAAUGGGCUAAGACUCACCUCGAGCCCUUCGGCGUGCGUCUAUAUCAGAACUACGAUGACAUGCUCAAGCAUGAAGGUCUAGUUGCCGUGGUAGUCGCAUCAGCAACUGCAGUGCAUGCCGAGCAGGCAAUCAAGGCCAUCAACGCCGACAAACAUGUCCUCUGCGAGAAACCCAUCUCCACCAGCGUCGAAAUAUCCCAAUCCGUCAUCGACGCCGCAGCCAAAAAGCCACAUUUAAAAGUAAUGUGCGGAUUCUCCCGCCGCUUCGACAAAUCCUACCGAGACGCACACCAAAAAAUGCUCUCCGGCGCCAUCGGCACCCCCUCCGUCCUCCGCAGCCAAACCUGCGACAAGCUCGACCCAACCGGCUUCUUCGUCGCCUACGCCGAGUUCUCCGGCGGCAUCUUCGUCGACUGCUCCAUCCACGACAUCGACCUCACGCUCUGGUUCUUCGGCGACUGCAAAGUAAAGUCCGUCUCGGCAGUGGGUAUCACCGCCGUCGAGCCCGAUCUGCGCAAGCACAACGACCGAGACAACGCCGUCGGUCUGGUUGAGUUCUACGAUGGCCGGAUGGCGUUUUUCUAUGCAUCUCGUAUGAUGGCGGCGGGCCAGGAGGAUGUUACGGAGAUUAUUGGGACGAUGGGGAAGUUGGCGGUUAAUACGCAGCCGGCAUUGAAUCAUUUGAGUAUUUUUGAUGCGUCGGGCGUGAGGAGGGAGAUUCCACAGACCUACUAUGAUCGGUUUGAGGGGGCGUUUGUUACGGAGGCGAAUGAGUUCUCCGCGGCUUGUUUAGAUGGUACGGCGUUGCCGAUUGAGUUGGGAGAUGCGGUUGAGGCAGUUAGGAUUGGGGCGGCGUUGCAGGAGGCGCUGAUUACGCAGAAGAAGAUAUUUUUUGAUGAGAAUGGGGAGAGGGUGGAGGUGGCUCAUUUGUAG
Penicillium paradoxum is the source of this 1065-nucleotide messenger RNA. RefSeq names its product putative NAD binding Rossmann fold oxidoreductase. Gene Ontology annotation, biological process: NADPH regeneration. Bases 1 to 1065 code for a protein of 354 amino acids. Gene Ontology annotation, cellular component: cytoplasm. Gene Ontology annotation, molecular function: oxidoreductase activity; nucleotide binding. The record is from RefSeq and is a predicted model, not a curated record. The transcript has 2 exons. NCBI's taxonomy places the organism in Eukaryota, Fungi, Ascomycota, Eurotiomycetes, Eurotiales, Aspergillaceae.